Messenger RNA from Girardinichthys multiradiatus, 978 nucleotides. RefSeq names its product somatostatin-1B-like. Lineage: Eukaryota; Metazoa; Chordata; Actinopteri; Cyprinodontiformes; Goodeidae. Gene Ontology annotation, cellular component: extracellular region. The transcript is spliced from 2 exons. Bases 197 to 529 code for a protein of 110 amino acids. The record is from RefSeq and is a predicted model, not a curated record. Gene Ontology annotation, molecular function: hormone activity. Gene Ontology annotation, biological process: regulation of cell migration.
CUUUAGAGGUAGAGCAGCAGAAACAUCUGAGGUUUUUCAGAUCUGAUGAGCAGCUGCCACCAACUGCAGUGCACUUUCUUCACCACCACUCUCCUCCUGGACCUUCAACCAGUCUGAGCUGCUCAGACUAUCUCUCACACACACGCUGCAACACACUCCUUUUCCUGCUGUGCUUGUACUUUACUUCUGCCACAACAUGCAGCUCCUGGUGGUGUUAGCAGCUCUCAUGGGGGUUCUGUUCAGCGUAAGAGCAGCUGCUGUGCUUCCUCUGGAGGAUAGGAGUCUCAUGCAUGCAAACAGGGAGCUGGGUAAGGAGCGUAAGGAGCUGAUCCUGAAGCUAGUGUCCGGUUUGUUAGAUGGAGCUCUGGACACCAACAUGCUGCCAGGCGAAGCAGCUCCUGUGGACCUCGAGGAGCCGCUGGAGUCCCGCCUAGAGGAGAGGGCCGUCUAUAACAGGCUAUCACUGCCUCAACGUGACCGCAAAGCCCCCUGUAAAAACUUCUUCUGGAAAACGUUCACCUCGUGUUAACAGAGCCCGAAACCGUCGGGCUCUGCCACCCCUCCAUUCCUCCUCUCCUCCUCCUCUUCCACUCAACAUGAACUGCAGUAGAUCUCAGCUGUACAUAUCAUCUACACCUGUGCAGCAUUAAUGGACUUCACUGAGACAGUGUAUGUCUGAAUAUUGACUAUUUAUGUACACAGUGUAUGUAUUUAUGUAUUGUAACAGGUAAUUUCAGGGUUAAUAAAAAAGCAUGGAUUAUAAUGUUGGACGCCACAACGGCAGUUAAUUCUGCAACAACAGGAGGUCAUAUUUUUCACCUGCUUCUAGAGUUCAAAUACAAAGUCAGAUUAAAUGCAAAAAACAAUGGCUGAAUGUUUAUUUUUUAAUUUGUGUUUCAUUUCUCAAAUGGAAACCUGGUUAAGAUUGUAGUAGUAUUAAAAGAUUUGCUGUGCAAAUAUAAUGUUCUAUCUACAAAA